GCCAAAAGCUACUAUAAAUUGUAAUAAAAUUUCAUGUGAUGAACAUAUACUUAGCUGGAUUCUACAUUUUGGGAACAAAAUCAUAAAAGAACAAAGCUAAUGAAUCAUUGUUUCUUGGCUGGAAGUUAUCGUAAACUACGUCUCGAUUUCCAACCAAUUUCUCGGUGUCGACGGGUAGUCGCUCGAUAAUUUUCGAAAUUUUUGGGAUUUUGAUAGUCAUUGAUUUCCUGGAAAGAAUGAAGUCUCCAAUGUACAAGAAAUAUGACAGUGCAGAUUAUUUUGACUAUGAAUUUGAUUGCCAAGCAGAUUUUAAACAGUUUCUGGAAGAAGCAAGAAGGAAUGAAUGCCAAGGGAAUUUAAAGAUUGAACCUAUUGAACAAGUGGGAUUCAAAGGACAAGUAGAUGGAGAGAAAAAGAACAGAAAAUCAUGGAAAAAUUCCCUGUUUUCGUGGUUGAAAACCGACAAGAAGAACAAGUCCGUCAUGCAGCAAUCUCCAAGAAAGGGCACCGUCGGUUCUGAACUGAGGCGAGGUCCAUUCUCGGGUCCAGUCUGUGCAAGUGAAGGAGGUGGUGGCAUUACUGGCAGACCCCGGAAGCCAACAUCGGGACCCAUCACCGGUCUUUUUAGCUCGAGCAAGAGAGUCGAGGACGAGGUGCCUUAUAUGUCUCUUGGCCAGCUUAACAAUCCUCAAGAAGUUCAAUCUUAUGGACCUGUUUAUUUGGUGACUUAGUGUAGAUCAUUAAAGAAUAUCAUGUACUGUGAUCCUGUUUAAAUAUUUUAGAACAUCCAAAAUUUGAAGAUUUUGGCUUGAUUCAUGACUGUCGGCUGGUUAGCAUUCUCAAAGUUUUGGUUGUAAAACUAGAGGGGUACAUACACCCCAUAUUAGGGAGUUGAAUGUACAAGACAACCUGGUUUUAACCACCUUUGAUUAAGAGUUGAUGUAUUCAUUUUACCA
Molecule: messenger RNA, 956 nt
Organism: Olea europaea var. sylvestris
Lineage: Eukaryota; Viridiplantae; Streptophyta; Magnoliopsida; Lamiales; Oleaceae
Exons: 3
Coding region: 237-731 (164 amino acids)
Source: RefSeq, a predicted model, not a curated record